AUGCCGUAUCAACUCUGGCCUAUUCGUCCUAACGAAUUUGUCCCCGAACGUACCUUUCAAUGGGAACGAUUUGUCUAUUUAAUAAUUAAUGGAAGAGGGAAACAGGGAGGAAUAUUGCCAAAUAUACUUGAGGAGGAUUAUCUGGAACAAAUUGAAUUUUUAGAGAAUGAUUUACCUAGCAGGGUUGUUAUUAAAUUAUUGAAUGGAUGGAAGGAUGAAAUAUUAGUUAAUGGACAAAAGAUUAAUGGAAUAAGUAUGGAAGGAUUAGGAAAGGAUGGAUUGCUACGUUUUGAGGAUUUAUGCCUAAAUUGGAAUGGCAUUUGUUCUAGACAGUCAGGAAUUAUUCAGCUCCUUAAAAAAAGACACGAAUUACAAUCUCAAGGAAUUGAUGUUACCUUCCCUAGAGCAAAUACUCGAGGAAAUCCAAUUUAUUUAGCAUUCAAUAUUGGAGGUGUUAGUACUUUUGCGCCUAUAAACGAUACAAUCAAGGCACGUUUAUUUUCUUAUAUUCGUUUGAAUUUAAUAUGGAUACUUCAUUUUUAUCUUAUAAGGACUAGAAUUGCCACAAUUAUGUAA
Messenger RNA from Meloidogyne enterolobii, 576 nucleotides. The record is from the annotation of a GenBank genome assembly. Lineage: Eukaryota; Metazoa; Nematoda; Chromadorea; Rhabditida; Meloidogynidae.